Molecule: messenger RNA, 938 nt
Organism: Lactuca sativa (garden lettuce)
Lineage: Eukaryota; Viridiplantae; Streptophyta; Magnoliopsida; Asterales; Asteraceae
Product: ribonuclease 3
Biological process (GO): RNA catabolic process
Cellular component (GO): extracellular region
Molecular function (GO): ribonuclease T2 activity; RNA binding
Source: RefSeq, a predicted model, not a curated record
UUAUCUUGUAUAUCUAAAUCUUUGUUUCAACUACAACUAAAUCUACAGAAAGAUGAAAUUGAAUGGGAGUGCAUUUUUUAUCUUAUUUCUGGUCAUACAAUCUUUUGCAAUUCUAACCGUUGCUAAAGACUUUGAUUUCUUUUACUUCGUUCAACAGUGGCCAGCUUCGUACUGUGACUCAAGGCGUGGUUGUUGCUAUCCAAAAACCGGGAAGCCAGCAGAAGAUUUCAGCAUCCACGGGCUUUGGCCUAAUUACAAAGAUGGCUCCUAUCCUUCUAACUGUGACUCCUCCAACCCUUUCGAUGACUCUAAGGUUGCAAAUCUUGAAAGUGUGUUACAAAAGCAAUGGCCUACACUUGCGUGCCCGAGUGGCGACGGUUUGAAAUUUUGGCGUCACGAAUGGGAAAAACACGGCACUUGUGCUGAAUCGGUUUUUGACGAGCGUGGUUACUUUGAAGCCGCCCUUUCUCUCAAGAAAAAAGCAAACCUCCUCCAUGCUCUCGAAAACGCAGGGAUUAAACCCACCGAUGGGAAAUUUCAUACAAUGGGACAAAUGAAAGAUGCAAUUACAAAGAGUGUGGGUUAUGCCCCAUUUAUAGAGUGCAAUGUUGACUCGUCAGGGUACCACCAAUUAUACCAAGUGUACCAGUGUGUCGAUGCAUCGGCUUCUAAUUUCAUCGAAUGCCCAGUUUUUCCUCAUGGGAGACCUUGUGGAAAUAAAGUUGAAUUCCCUUCGUUUUCGUCUGCUUCAAGUCAUGAUGAGCUCUGAAAUUCUUCAAAUUUCAUUGAUUCUUAUAUUGGAUUUUAUUGAUUUCGUAAUAAAUGAGAUAACUGAUUCUUGUAUAUUUCUGUUGCAAUUAUUUCAAAGGCACGUGAGUGUAAAUGUGUAAUUGUGUAUCCAACAUCAACCAAGUAGUAAUCCAAAUUACAUUAUUAUA